AUGUCUUCAUCACUCAAAGGCUCCAAUAGCUCCAAAUUCCAAGUGUCUGAGUUCAUCCUACUGGGAUUCCCAGGCAUUCACAGCUGGCAGCACUGGCUGUCCCUGCCUCUGGCUCUGCUCUACCUUUCGGCAAUAGCUGCAAACCUUCUCAUCCUCAUCACCAUCUCUCAGGACCCAUCUCUGAAGCAGCCCAUGUACCUUUUCCUGGGCAUCCUCUCUGUGGUGGACAUGGGACUGGCCACCACCAUCAUGCCCAAGAUCCUGGCCAUCUUCUGGUUUGAUGCGAAAAACAUCAGUCUUCCUGAGUGCUUUGCUCAGAUUUAUGCCAUCCACUGCUUUGUUGGUAUGGAGUCUGGGAUCUUCCUUUGUAUGGCCUUUGAUAGAUACGUAGCUAUCUGUCACCCUCUCCGUUAUUCAUCAAUUGUCACCAAUUCCUUCAUCUUCAAAGCCACCCUGUUUAUGGUGCUUAGAAAUGGCUUGUUGGUCAUUCCAGUGCCUGUACUUGCAUCUCAGCGUAAUUAUUGUUCCCAGAAUGAAAUUGACCACUGCCUAUGCUCUAACCUUGGCGUCACCAGCUUGGCGUGUGAUGACAGAAGGCCAAAUAGCAUUUGCCAGUUGGUCCUGGCAUGGGUUGGAAUGGGUAGUGACCUCAGUCUUAUUAUGCUGUCUUAUGCCUUGAUUUUGCGUUCUGUACUUAGACUCAACUCAGCUGAAGCUGUAGCCAAGGCUCUGAGCACUUGUAGCUCCCACCUCAUCCUCAUCCUCUUCUUCUACACUGUUGUGGUAGUGAUUUCAGUGACUCACCUGGCAGAGACCAAGGCUACUUUGAUUCCAGUCCUACUCAAUGUGCUACACAACAUCAUCCCUCCUUCCCUCAACCCUAUGGUGUAUGCACUUAGAACCAAAGAACUUCGGGAAGGCUUCAGAAAGGUGUUACGUUGGGGCUCACAAAGGAAAUGA
Molecule: messenger RNA, 960 nt
Organism: Dipodomys spectabilis (banner-tailed kangaroo rat)
Lineage: Eukaryota; Metazoa; Chordata; Mammalia; Rodentia; Heteromyidae
Product: olfactory receptor 56B1
Exons: 1
Coding region: 1-960 (319 amino acids)
Biological process (GO): G protein-coupled receptor signaling pathway
Cellular component (GO): membrane
Molecular function (GO): olfactory receptor activity; G protein-coupled receptor activity
Source: RefSeq, a predicted model, not a curated record